CACAGGGGGGAGAGAGAGAGAGAAAGAGAGUGAAAAGAUUAAUAGAAAGUAGAAAUUCAAGUUUAGUGGAAGACCUUACCAUUUAGUGAAAUAGACUCUGUGCAUGACGCAGGACACAGGAAGUGAAUGGCCAGAUAUGGCUGAAGUUGAAGAGAAAGGAAGAGAGAAUGAAGAAGAAAAUGAAGGCAUAGAAAAAGAAAAAGAGGGGAACUUUGUGGGAGAGCUCAACAUGAUGCUUGUUUUGCUGUCAUUGUCUGAAUCAAAGGAUGAAAGUGUGGAAAAGCAAGAGAGCAUGAGAAGAUCAGACAAUGGCGAGGUCACAGCCAAAGCCUGCAUUUCCAGACUUCAACCCAAUACCACCAUCAAGACGAUGCUUCAACCCAAGCAUCUCCGCAGACCAUCCCCUAAAUCUCGUACCUCUACAAGAGAUAUCAGGCAUGGCAGGAGAAUGUGAAGCACUUGUACCCUGAGAACCACGAAGAUCGAAGACCAAGUUCUUCAAUUUGUUUUACAUGUUCAUUUUGAUUAGUUCAUAGAAUAUCUGAUGUAUUAUGUUAUCCCGAAUUAUAUAAAUUAUCCUCUCUUCAA
Messenger RNA from Prosopis cineraria, 588 nucleotides. RefSeq lists its product as uncharacterized. The record is from RefSeq and is a predicted model, not a curated record. The transcript has 2 exons. Bases 104 to 454 code for a protein of 116 amino acids. NCBI's taxonomy places the organism in Eukaryota, Viridiplantae, Streptophyta, Magnoliopsida, Fabales, Fabaceae.